Molecule: messenger RNA, 3770 nt
Organism: Xiphias gladius (swordfish)
Lineage: Eukaryota; Metazoa; Chordata; Actinopteri; Istiophoriformes; Xiphiidae
Product: protein Wnt-5a-like
Exons: 5
Coding region: 1124-2260 (378 amino acids)
Biological process (GO): cell fate commitment; canonical Wnt signaling pathway; multicellular organism development
Cellular component (GO): extracellular region
Molecular function (GO): frizzled binding; cytokine activity
Source: RefSeq, a predicted model, not a curated record
UAGUCUGUGAGAGGAGGCGACUGAAGCAGGUGAGAGAGAGAUAGAUAGAGAGAAAGAGAGAGAGAGAGAGAAGUAGAGAGGGAGGGAUAAUCGGCGAUACUUUUCUGCUCUUCAACACACACAGAGACACACACAACACACACACGGUGUGGGAAGACGACAGACUUGGAGCUUCGGCAAAGUCGCUGUUGUUAACACGCUGUGCUCUUUUCCUCCCCCUGGCACCGUGCGCGCUCGCCAAGCCGCACUGUUUGGAGAUAGUCCGCGCGGAAAGUUUUUUUUUUUGGAGCACACUGUCUGGAGCCGAUAAAUUGUUGCAUUUGUUUUUGUUUUUGUUUUUUUGUUAAUUAAUUAAUUUAUUUUAUUUUGUCGCGAGGCGGAUGACUGUUUUGCAUGUGAAGACUUUUAAAUCGAGCUGAGGAAUUGUCAAAGUCGUUGUUUUUGUUUUUUUGCACAGAAUGGAAGGUAAAUUGACAAGUCGUUUGUGGCGAGGAUCACCGUGUGGAUCUUUCCGCAGGUAAAACGCGCUAUGACCCGAGCGUGUGAGCGGCUGGAUUUAAUGUUCAUAGCAGUAUUUUGACGCGUUUUUGGUUUGAUACGAUUUAGCUAUAGUCUGGAGCAGUCUUCACUUGGAUAGGGACUAUAAAACUAGGCCGCUUUCAAUUAGAAGAGAAUCGACAAAGUACAUGCGAAGUUUCCGCCAGUUGCACUUUGGGUUGCCGUAGAUGGUUUUAUGUGUUCAUAGUAACCGCAAAGUCACACACACUGACUCGUUUAAGGAACUGCUCAUUUUCUCACACUGUCUUUAGACAUUUUCUAUAUCUCGCCACCUCCUACCAGCCCUCUAAGCUGUCUGGCGCACGGAGCGCAUUCACUGAUUCUUGGGCGUCCGUGUUCACCGAAACACCGAACCUGAAGAACUCUUAGCUUUAGCGUUACACUUUCAUCAACCCCAACAAAGCACUUUACAGGAGAUCCGGAUAAAGCCACGGGACUUGUCUCCACCACAGCGGAAAAGGAAGUCUUAAAUCCACCUGGCCCGCACUGGGAUUAUUGGUUUGAUAUCGUCUGCAGAAAGUGGAUUACAACUUCUAACGGGCUGUGCUCCCUGAUCAGCGGCAGUAUGAACCUGGGGCUGGGCUGUGUGUGUCGGCCAGUUUGCUGGCCCUUUGGCAGCGUGUUGGACUCCAGACACUGUGUCUUUGCCGUCACACUCCUCACGCUCCUCAUGCAGGUGGUGGUGGAAGCCAACUCGUGGUGGUCUCUGGCCAUGAACCCUUUACUGAUCCCGGAGGCCUACAUCAUCGGUGCCCAGCCUCUGUGCAGCCAGCUGGUGGGUCUGUCACAGGGCCAGAAGAAGCUUUGCCAGCUCUACCAGGACCACAUGCAGUACAUUGGCGAAGGUGCCAAAACCGGCAUCAGAGAGUGCCAGUACCAGUUCAGACAUCGGCGCUGGAACUGCAGCACAGUGGACAACUCUUCUGUUUUUGGACGGGUCAUGCAAAUAGGCAGUCGAGAAACAGCAUUCACUUAUGCCAUCAGCGCAGCAGGGGUGGUGAAUGCGGUUAGCCGUGCCUGCAGAGAGGGGGAGCUCUCCAGCUGUGGGUGCAGCCGUGCGGCUCGCCCCAGAGAUCUGCCCCGAGACUGGCUGUGGGGUGGCUGCGGCGACAACCUCAACUACGGCUACAGGUUCUCCAAGGAGUUUGUGGACGCACGGGAGAGGGAGAAGAGCUACCCCAAAGGCUCGUAUGAGAGCUCACGCCUGUUGAUGAACCUUCACAAUAAUGAGGCUGGAAGGAGGACGGUGUCAGACCUUGCCCACGUGUCCUGCAAGUGCCACGGGGUAUCAGGGUCAUGCAGCCUGAAGACGUGCUGGCUGCAGCUGGCUGACUUCCGCAAGGUGGGUGAUGCACUGAAGGAAAAGUACGACAGCGCCGCUUCCAUGAAGCUCAACCCGCGUGGAAAGCUGGUGCAAAUGAACAACAAGUUCAAUGCUCCCACGAGCCACGACCUGGUGUACAUCGAGUCCAGUCCAGACUAUUGCCUGAAGAACCAAAGCACAGGCUCCCUGGGCACAGUGGGGCGCCUUUGCAACAAGACCUCCGAGGGCAUGGAUGGGUGUGAGCUGAUGUGCUGCGGCCGCGGUUAUGACCAGUACAAGGCCCAGAUAGUGGAGCGCUGCCACUGCAAGUUCCACUGGUGCUGCUAUGUCAAGUGCAAGCGCUGCACCAAAACCGUAGACCAAUUCGUCUGCAAGUGAGAAGAGGAGCGCUGCCUGUGUGUGUUCACUUGCAGACGAUGGGCAUACAUCUGUGUGUAUUCAUGAGCAGAGGAGCACAGGAGUUGAACACAGUGAGAGAAUGGAAGAAAGAAACUAUAUAAAUUAUAUUUAUAGAGUUAAACAAUUAUGCCAUUGCAAAAAGACUGACUCUUUUUUUCAAAAAAAAAUCUUAUGUCUUCAGAAACUGAGAGUAUCAUGAAAUAUUUAUUUUGAGAUUGUUAUGUUUUAUUUUGGCCCAGUCAUCACCAGCCGGUCUUAACCCCUUCAAGUGCCUAAAAAUGGCUGGAAAUCUUCCCCCACCCAACCUGCACCAUUUUUUAUUUUUUAUUUUUUUUUUAAUUUCAAAAAACAUCACUUUUCUUGUCAGAUGGGUCACACUGAUUGUGAAAUUGGACUGUGAUUCCCAUUUCCUAACAAGAGUAGAGUUCGAUAUUUGUGUCAUAGUUGACUAAGAGGUCCUGUUUUGUUGUUUGAGAGUGACUGUGUUGAGAGGAGAACGCCUGUGUGCUCUAGUGUAUGGAUGUGAUUUUGUGGGCCCAAUCCCAAACCAGCCGUAGACAUCCUACGGAUGUAGGAAGUCUACUUGUCCCCUCUCAUCACAUGUCGAGUAAGGAACACUGUUGGUUCGUUCGAGUCCUUGGAGUAUAGUGGCUACAGUAAGAGGGCUGUUUUGGGGACUUAUUAAGCUGUCCCUGAAGCCUUAAAGUUACCCAGGUGCUGCAACAAGCCUUCCACCAUUAUGCACUUUGAUACAGAGGCUUAAACCUGUCUGUACGUGUCUGUUCAGCUGUUUUUUACUACAGUGCAUCAGCAAAUAUAUCAAUAUUAUAGCCUACAUUCUUUUCCAUAUUAAUGCAGAUUAUCCAUUUAACAUUAUUCUACAAUACUUAACAUGGUUUGAAUAUAUAUGGGCAAUGUUGUGGUUACAGUGGUGAAAUAUUCCAUGCUCUGUGUAUAUAGUAUGUCUAUCCAACCAAUCGAUAAACUGUAUUUAUUUUCUUUAACCAGAUCCUCCUUAAAGCUUAAAACAGAAAAGCGUCUCCAUUAGAUUUCAAUAUUUAGGCAGACAUCCCCAAGUUUUGGAGUCACUUUUUAAAAUUUUAUUUUCACUAAUGCGGCUCUUCACUGUUUUUUUGUAAAGGGAAAAGCACCUUAUUGUUUCAAAAACACAUUUUUUUUCUCACUCAUGUUCAGCUUUACUGUUUUACACACGUAUAUAUCACAGAUCUUCAGAUUUUAUCAUUGCCACCAAUUUCCAAAACCACUCAGUUAACUGCUCACUAUCCCUGUGAUGAUUCUCAAUAGACAAACUAUUUCUACCAAUCCAACUAUGUAUAUUUAUAAGCUUCUCCAUGAAUUUGAGAUUUGUUAAACUUAAUGUGUUAUAGCUGAUAUUUUGUUACUUUUUACAAAUUGGCUGAAUGCUCUACUUUGUUUCAAUAAAUAUCAAGUGUAAAACCAGCAGAGUAGUUACUCACAGUGUUUAUUC